This is a messenger RNA of Sinocyclocheilus rhinocerous, 2668 nucleotides long. Its product is annotated as trichohyalin-like. The transcript is spliced from 5 exons. NCBI's taxonomy places the organism in Eukaryota, Metazoa, Chordata, Actinopteri, Cypriniformes, Cyprinidae. Gene Ontology annotation, cellular component: secretory granule. The coding region runs from base 445 to 2400 and encodes 651 amino acids. The record is from RefSeq and is a predicted model, not a curated record.
AGUUGCUGGUAUUGUAUUUUUCUUUGUAAUACACAAGAUCACGUAUGACUGGAAGGGUCACAUGAGAUUUAUAAAAUAAGUCACAAAAUAUAUAGGGAAGACCAGGGUUAGUUUUCACACUUAUAUACUCUAUACUGUUUUAUGUAACUCGACACAUAGGCUAACAAUCUUGGGCUGGAAGGCGAUAAGCUGAAUAUGAAUAAAACAUGAUCACAGAUCAGAAAAUUUCAUUAAAGUCUCAUUAAGGGUUCACAUUGGUCGUGACGUAAGCAACCCACAAACUCACCAGCUCAGACCCUGCGUGUCCCACCGCGAGCUCAAAACAGACGCAGCGCGCGCUCUGAGCUGCAGCACGCGAAACGGAGCUCCUCUCUGCUGCUUAAGACUGCAAAAGACAAGAGCCGUUCCGGAUAACAUCAAGAGCAGAAAACAUCUGUGUGCAUCAUGAAGUUUGCGGCUUUAGUCUGCUUGGUUGUUUUCUUCGCUGCAGAUGGAGAGUCCAUGCCAGUCGAGCAGGACAGCCAAAGAGAGGACCUGCUUAUCCAGUGUUUAGUUCACAUCCUUUCAAAGGCGCUGUAUAAGACCGAUGAUACUCCGCUGCAUCCAGAAUGCAAAAACAUCCUUACACCAGGAUCAGGUCAUUCAUCAGUUGUGAAAAAGGAGGAAGACACUCUAGAACCAGUUCAAGAGGAGCUUAAAAAGCCAAGAGGAGAGUCUAAAGUCAAGGAGGAGGAACUCAUUGAGGAUCUUCUCAAAGCUAACAAACGGGAGGAGCUGGAUGACGAACGUAGCCAGGAAGAGUUCCCAAGUUUUAUGAAACGAAGAAUCCACGAAAAACGUGAUGAACUGGAUGAUGAACGAAGCCAGGAAGAGUUCCCAAGUUUUAUGAAAAGAGGAAUCAAAGAAAAACCUGAUGAACUGGAUGAUGAACGAAGCCAGGAAGAGUUCCCAAGUUUUAUGAAAAGAAGAAUCAAAGAAAAACGCGACGAACUGGAUGAUGAACGAAGCCAGGAAGAGUUCCCAAGUUUUAUGAAAAGAAGAAUGAAAGAAAAACGUGAUGAACUGGAUGAUGAACGGAGCCAGGAAGAGUUCCCAAGUUUCUAUAAAAGAGGCAACAAGCAUAAAAGGGAAGAUCCCGACGAUGAGAGAAGCCAAGAGGAAUUUCCCCAGAAAAGACAUUUUUCUGUCCUUUACAAGCGUGAUAAUCCCGAUGAGGAGCGCAGCCAGGAGGAAUUCCCUCUAUAUGAAUAUAAAAGGAGUCGUCUUCUGACCAGCAGAGAAAAACGUGAAGAGCCGGACUAUGAUAGAAGCCAAGAAUUUUUCCCAAGUUACACCCACAAAAGAAACCAUGGGGAUGGAGAAGAAGAGGAUGAGGAGAGUGAGGAAAGAGAGAAGCGGAUCUGGAAACCAUCACAUAGAUACCACCACAAGAAAAAGCACCACAAACGCAGUGAGAAUGAGGAUUUUGAAGAACCAGACUAUGACAGAAGUCAAGAAGACUUCCCAAGCUUCAGCCAAAAAAGGAGCCAUGGGGAUGGCAGGCACUACAAACCAAAUGAAGACCUGCUGAACAAGCAUAAUAAUGAGGACUUAAACUCAAGGGAAGAGAGGUCUGAAGAAUCAGAAGAGGUAGACGAGGGUACCGCAAAGCGAUACUGGAAACCCACCCAUAGAUACCACCAUAAGAAGCACCACAAACGGGACUCAUCUGAAGAGGAUUAUGAGGAAAGACCCCUGGAAAAAAGGUAUGAGGACUCAGAGGAAAGUGAGGAAAUGGAUAAAAGGAUCUGGAAGCCUACACACAGAUAUCACCAUAAGAAGCUUCAUCACAAGCGUGGCGACUCAACAGAGCUCAAGGAUGAAGACGAACUCAUCUCAGAGAAGACUCACAGUCUCCAUGACUCAACAGACAAUGCCCUCAAGCGACAUUCACCUGAAGAGGAAGAAGAAAUUGUUUAUGAGCUUAAUGAAAAGAGGCAUCACUUAACCAGCCAAGAGGAGGAAGAUGAGCUGAAGAAAGGACACCAGAGUUCUGCAGAGGAGAAGCAGGACAGGGAGGCUGCGUUGAGGUACCUAACAAAAAAGAAGAAUGAGUUGCAGGAACGUCUACUUAACAAAGGUGACAUCUAUGAGAAGCGUUCCCCAUGGAUUUACAGAGGAUACUACCAUCCAGCCUGGUACAAGAGAGGCCAUAAGGUGGAUGAAAGUACUGACCAGCACCCCUACCAUAAACUAGAGGACUUUGCUGAGACUCUCCGGUACAAAAGAGGCCUGCUUACUCAGGAGGAGUCACCCGAGGAGGAAAAGGGUGUCCCCCAACAGAAGCUUAUCACACCAGAGGAGUUAAAAGAACUUGAGAAACUGGCCACUGUGGAUCAACAGAUGAAAGAGACAACUUAACCAUUCCUAGAAUCAUUCGAGAAUCAUUGCGCUGCCUGAUUUGAUUUUCCAUGAGCUUUGUGUGUGCUUUGGCUGCUUUAGAUGAAUGCAUUACUAUAUGUCGUACCUGAUUACAACUGCAUUAGAAUAUUGUUAUUGGUGUAAGUUCGUGUUUAAUGUGAGAGUCUGAGAAACAAAACGGUCUAUAAAAGGCAAAAUAAGCUUGAUAAUACCAUGUGAAUCAUUUCUCUCUUUAUUACAUCCUAAAAUAUUCUAAAAAAAAAAAAAA